AUGCAUAUAAGACAGUAAAAACUAUUUGAAUCAGGAGGGGAGACAGUCAAGAGAAACUUACUAGAAUCUUAUUCUAUGUAGAAUCGAAAGGGAAACAUCAAUGAGGAACAGUAGUUACGUGAAUAAGUGGAGAGAUUAACAAGUGAAUUAAUGUUUUUGAAGAAUAAGGAUAAAGCUAAGGUUUCUGCUGAUAAAGAGAUCCAAUGCGAAGACAAGAAAUAAGAGUUAUUAAAUGAGAUAAUAAAAUAGAAAGAUAAAUCAAUAGAACAAUAUGAGAAAUAGAUUCUCAGUUUUAAGAAUAUGAUCCUCUAAUCUAAUUAAUAAAAAAAGGAUUUGCUAUUAAAGUUAGAGUAGUAGGAUCUAAUGAGAAAAGCUUAGAUGAUAAAGAUUUCUCAAAAUACUCAGACUGAUUUAGUUAACAAUAAAGUUUCCUAAACAACAUAAACAGAAAUUGAUAUAGGAAUGAUCUUAAGUGUGAAACAAUAGGAGUCAACAACCAAGGUCAAGGAACAAAUAUCAAAACUUGUUCAAACAGAAACUUAAUUCUAUCAUGAGGUUUCAAUGAAGAAUUAGGAUGAAAUGUAUAGGGAAAUUGAACAAUAUAAAUUGGUUCUAAGAGAUUAUGAUUUUGAGAACAGGAGAUUAAAUGAACUGCUUAAAUCUAGUAAAGAAACUAUAAAUAUUGGAACUCAAAUUACAGUGGAAUAAGAAAAUAAGAAUGUUUAAGUGGGAGAGGAAUAUAGGGAUGAGAUGGAAAAUGUGGCUUAGUAGUAUUAGAUUUCAAUUGAAAAAUAAAAGCAAUUACAAAAAUAAUAUAAUUAACAAUCAAUAGAUCUGAAUACUCUGAGAAAAUAGUAUGAUUAAUUAAUAAGUGAUUACUAUUUCAUUCAAUCUGAAAGCAAAGUAAAUGAGAAGAAAAUAAAGGAGUUGAAUGAGGAAAUUGAGUAAGUGAAAUAUGAAUUAUAAUCAAAAGAUCCUAGUGUAAGCAGUGCUGAAACUAUGACAUCUCCAAAAGAUUCUCAAAAAAGUUACAAGAAAAAAGGGAACAAUUAAAAAAUUAAAAAUCUUGUUUAAAAUACUUAUUUUAACCCGUUAAAUAUAGAUGAAUUAAUCUUACAACAAGAAGAGAAUUAGAAAUUAGUAACUAAGUUAUCAGAAUUAAGGAGAGAAUUAGUAGAAACUUAAAAGUGUUUAAAAACAAUCCAGUUAGAACUAGCAAUAAAAGAAUAGAUCUUAAUAAAUUAAAGUUAAGAAUUGUAGUAGAGUUAGACAGAAUUAAAGGAUAUUAAGAUUAGAGUUGAAUCAGUUGAUAAAUUAGAGUUAAGACUAUUUGAGUAAGAGUCUAGGUACUAAGAAGAGAUUCAAAAGUUAACUUAGAAAUUGACAACCUUGAAUUCUGAUUAUUUGGGAAUGAAAGUGAUUAAUCAGACUUUACACUUCCAACUAGAUAAAUAUUAAAACAAAUUAAAAUAAUAAUAAUCACCAUGA
Messenger RNA from Paramecium octaurelia, 1488 nucleotides. The record is from the annotation of a GenBank genome assembly. Lineage: Eukaryota; Ciliophora; Oligohymenophorea; Peniculida; Parameciidae.